Plenodomus lingam JN3 is the source of this 852-nucleotide messenger RNA. RefSeq lists its product as uncharacterized. NCBI's taxonomy places the organism in Eukaryota, Fungi, Ascomycota, Dothideomycetes, Pleosporales, Leptosphaeriaceae. The record is from RefSeq and is a predicted model, not a curated record. Gene Ontology annotation, cellular component: endomembrane system. Gene Ontology annotation, biological process: vacuolar proton-transporting V-type ATPase complex assembly.
AUGGUGCUGCUCACAAUCACACCCGGUAUACUCCGAGCCCUCGAAAGCGCGUCCAACACAUACCCCGAUCACUUUGCGAAACUCCAACACAAUGACGAGCCCAGCCUCUCACAGGCCAAACUGGGAGACGCAGUCUCGCAUACACAACUCAUCGCCCUCUCCAAGCUCCUCAAACAACACUCGACACCGCGCCCAGACACUCCAUCCGAACAAGGCCAAGACGUCUCGAAUAACGACACCCCCCUCCCGCCACCUGCCACGCUCGCCUCCCUCCUCCACUCAACAACCAUCUACACACCACCCCCCGCCCCAAAGCCCGCUCCGACUCCCGAAUACACCGCCUUGAUGGCCCGUCUGCGCCGCGACCAAGAAGCCCUCUCCUACUCGCGCCUCCUCAACCCGCCGACACGAGAAAGCUUCUCCCAGCGGUUCCCCGCCGCCCCCUCGCCUUUUACAACCCACAUUCCGCCUUCCUCCCUCGACGACGAAAUCACCUACGAAGAAGUCCACCGCCAAAUCAUCCUCAUCAUCAACAUCCUCGUCUCCAUCGUCGCCGUCUCCGUCUUCCUGUGGGUUGCAGCCCGCCACUGGAGUAUUGGGAAACGGUUGGGUCUGGCAAUGGGAGGUAGUUUGGCUAUUGCAGUCGCCGAGGUUGCCGUGUAUGGGGGUUAUGUGAGGAAAGUGAAAGAGGCAAAACUUGUGGAGAGGCGGAAGCCGGAGAUCAAGGAGAUUGUCCAGACUUGGAGGGUUGGUGGGGCAAAGAAUGCAGAGGCGGAGCGUGUAGAUGUGGGCGGCAAAGGCAAGGGCGACGAGGUUGACGGGGUAAGAUUUAGAAAAGGAAAGCAUCGUUGA